This is a messenger RNA of Mercurialis annua (annual mercury), 774 nucleotides long. Its product is annotated as small nuclear ribonucleoprotein SmD1a. Bases 162 to 500 code for a protein of 112 amino acids. Gene Ontology annotation, molecular function: RNA binding. Gene Ontology annotation, cellular component: U2 snRNP; U5 snRNP; precatalytic spliceosome. The transcript is spliced from 4 exons. Gene Ontology annotation, biological process: spliceosomal snRNP assembly; RNA processing. The record is from RefSeq and is a predicted model, not a curated record. NCBI's taxonomy places the organism in Eukaryota, Viridiplantae, Streptophyta, Magnoliopsida, Malpighiales, Euphorbiaceae.
ACUCGGCCGUUUACACCCGCAGUUACAGCUCUUAAGUUGGGUUCGGGUUGUUUCUACAACCCAUCAAAAACCCGAAACCCAUAGCGUUUAAAGGUUUAACAAAUUCCACGAAAACCGCCAAUUUCUCAUAGUUUCUCAGUGUCUUCUUCGCCGCGCUCACCAUGAAGCUCGUCAGGUUCUUGAUGAAAUUAAACAACGAAACUGUAUCAAUUGAGCUCAAAAACGGUACCGUUGCCCAUGGCACUGUCAUAGGUGUAGAUGUCAGUAUGAACACACACUUGAAGACUGUGAAAAUGACACCAAGGGGUAAGAACCCAGUUACUCUUGAUCAUUUAAGUGUUAGAGGCAACAACAUCCGCUAUUAUAUUCUUCCUGACAGUUUGAAUUUGGAGACUUUACUCGUGGAGGACGUGCCAAGGGUAAAGCCCAAGAAGGCAACUGCUGGAAAGCCAGUGGGACGUGGUCGGGGACGAGGGCGUGGACGUGGCCGGGGUCGCUAAUCAUGCAAUUGUAAGCUUGCAUGCGGUGUUUCAGUGUCGACUAAUGUACUCUCGUAAAGAACAGAGAAGAAUCACUUCUAGUGUAGAAUUGAAUGCUAAGUAUUUUAGAUUGUCUUGGCUACUUUGUGGGGUUUCUGGAAAUUUUUAGGUGACACCAAGCAGUAUCAUAAACUAUUCAUUUAAAAUAUCACACUUGGUGUAAUUAUUUACAACGACCAAUUUAUUUAUGAAAGACAUAUAAUUUAAUGAUUAAUCAAUAUAUCUUAUUUAUAAA